This is a messenger RNA of Leptopilina boulardi, 759 nucleotides long. RefSeq names its product ubiquinol-cytochrome-c reductase complex assembly factor 2. Gene Ontology annotation, cellular component: mitochondrial matrix. Bases 217 to 567 code for a protein of 116 amino acids. The record is from RefSeq and is a predicted model, not a curated record. The transcript is spliced from 2 exons. Gene Ontology annotation, biological process: mitochondrial respiratory chain complex III assembly. Lineage: Eukaryota; Metazoa; Arthropoda; Insecta; Hymenoptera; Figitidae.
AAGCAGAAUAUAUUCUUGAACGGGAACGCAAUCGUGAACGGAAACGUAAGAAUGAGUGAGAGAAGAAUAACGAUAUUUGCUAUCCUUCUCUUAUACAUUCUUACGUUUCCGUUUACGAUUGCGUUCCCGUUCAAGAAUCAAUUCUGCUUAGGCCUUCACCAUAUUAAAAGCCGCAUGUACAUCCAUGUGUUUUUAAUAAAAUAAAUAUAGUUUAUCAUGAGUGGUAAUUAUAGGAAUUUCCUAAAGUUAUUAGAAAAUUGGCCACUGGAUAUUUCAAAAGCUGGAAGGGAUCUAAGUCAACACAUUCGCGAUCAGAUACAGAUUGCAUUCUCAAAAGGCGAUGUCCCUCAGGUGAAUCAAGAUCAAUGUAAUCGCUAUUACGCCAGCUUGAAACGAUUGAGUUUAAACGAAUACGGAAAUCGCUAUAAACGUAAAUUUGAAUCAACAGCAAGUGGACUCACGCACGAUCAAUGUAAUAUAGCGCUUACGCCAGAAUUAUUGUCAGAAUUUCAAGAAGAAGAUCUUAGCUUUUUGCAAAAGAUCAAGAGAAGAGUCAGUGGAUCGUAAACAAAAAAAAAAAAAUGACUAGUAAAGCGUUAAGUAAGUUUAAAAAUAAAUUUUUUAAUUUUAAAUUUAAUUAUCAUGAGAUUAAGAGAUGUUGUUCACAAUUACAAUAUGCAAAACCAAAAAAGCCAGUUCAUUCACCAGUUAUGGUGAAUGAGGUGCUCAAAUACAUGAAUUUGUCACAUGGGGAAACAA